Molecule: messenger RNA, 405 nt
Organism: Rhipicephalus microplus (southern cattle tick)
Lineage: Eukaryota; Metazoa; Arthropoda; Arachnida; Ixodida; Ixodidae
Biological process (GO): regulation of transcription by RNA polymerase II
Cellular component (GO): nucleus
Molecular function (GO): DNA-binding transcription factor activity, RNA polymerase II-specific
Source: RefSeq, a predicted model, not a curated record
AUGUCGAGCAAAGCUUGGGCAUCCAGCCACCCAGCAACUGCGAGUGCUGAGAAGCCCCAAGGGGAACGCCGUUAUCGCUGUAACUUGUGUGGCUACAACACCCACAAUGUAGCCCACCUCAGACGACACAUCAGGGUUCAUACGGGCGAGCGGCCGUAUAAGUGCGAAUUAUGCCGUGAGGGCUUCAAGCAGAGGUCUGCACUGGACGUUCACCUGCGCACCCACACUGGCGAGCGGCCGUACAAGUGUCACCUGUGCUCCCAGAGCUUCUCACUGAACUGCUCACUGAAGAACCAUGUGCGCAUCCAUACGGGCGAGCGGCCAUAUGAGUGCCCAUUAUGCCCCCAGACAUUCAGGACAAGACACUGCCUCACGAGACACAUGCGCCAGCAUAUGCGGAAGUGA